AUAAAGAAAAAAAAUAUUCAAUCCUUCCUCAGCAAGUUCAAAAUUUUGUACGACCUUUGAUAUUCUCCAGUCCACCUUGUAGCCUUUAUUCGAUAGUAAUUCAGGUGUUCUGUUUUCUUUGUUCUCGGAAAACCACGAGAAAACGAGGAAAACAGAGCAUCUGCCAUUGAUAACUUGAGUUCCUCAUUGCUUUUUACAACACCUUCACAAGUAUAUCAUCAACAUUGCUCCAUUCCUUGUUUAUAUUCUUUGUUCUUUUUGCUUCUUUGCUCCCUUUUCUUGGGUUGUUCUUAGAUUUCUUGAUUUCUUUGUCAGUUUAUUGAUAGUGUUUGAAAGAGAGAGACGUAAGGCAGAAUAGCAAGUGUGUCAAGCUGAUAAAUUGGCCGGUCAUGGAGCCAGUUGAUAUGGAGAUAGACAUUACACAAGAACUAUCUGCUGAUUCUCUCCCGUUUGCCAGAAGUUAUCAGCGUGAAGCUUUGGAAAAAGCUAUCAAGCAAAACACGAUAACAUACUUGGAAACUGGCUCCGGCAAGACACUGAUUGCCAUCAUGCUUCUCCGCAGCUACGGACACCUUCUUCGCAAGCCUUCACCUUUUUGUGCUGUCUUCUUGGUUCCCCAAGUUGUCCUGGUUAAGCAACAAGCUGAUGCUGUGGAAAUGCAUACGGACUUGAAUGUGGGUAAGUAUUGGGGAGAAAUGGACGUUGACUUUUGGGAUGCUGCGAAAUGGAAGCAAGAAAUCGAGAAAUAUGAGGUGCUUGUGAUGACACCUCAAAUUUUACUUAAUGGAUUGAGGCAUAGCUUUUUCAAGAUAAACAUGAUAAAGGUUUUGAUAAUUGAUGAAUGCCAUCAUGCCAGAGGAAAACACCCUUAUGCUUGCAUUAUGACAGAAUUCUAUCAUCACAAAUUAGAAGCUGGUGUAUCUGAUCUUCCUAGGAUUUUUGGGAUGACUGCUUCCCCUAUAAAGUCAAAAGCGGCAAGCCCAGUUGAUAGCUAUUGGCAGAAGAUCCAUGAACUGGAGACAAUUAUGAAUUCAAAGGUGUAUACGUGCAUAAGUGAAUCUGUGCUUGCUCAGUUUGUACCAUUUUCAACUCCAAAGUUCAAGUUUUACGAACAUAUGGAAAUACCAUAUGUUUUAUAUGCACGCUUGGUAGAAGAAUUGAAUGUUUUGAAGGUAAAGCAUGAAUGUACGUUGGACAUUUUGGAUCUUGAAGCUUCUGUGACAGAAUCUACUAGAAAGAAAAUGUCAAAGAUACAUUCAGCUUUAGUGCAUUGUUUAGAUGAGCUUGGUGUCUGGUUGGCUUUGAAGGCUGCAGAGUACUUGUCAUGUUAUGAAAGUGACUUUCUUCUGGGGGGGAAACUGGGUGUGGUUGGCGAGAAAAUUGUCAAGAACUACAGUUUGGUUGCUUGUCAGUUAUUUGAAACUCGCAUACCAUCUGGUCCAGAUUGGACCAUUGCUAAUAAUGUUAAAGCCAGUGUGGAUGCUGGGCUUCUUACCACAAAAGUUUUCUGCCUCAUUGAAUCUCUUUUUGAAUACAGGGAGUUGAAGGACAUAAGGUGUAUAAUUUUUGUGGAAAGGGUUAUGACAGCUAUUGUGCUUCAAUCACUAUUGAGUGAACUGCUUCGAAAGCACAAUAGCUGGAAGACUAAAUACAUUGCGGGAAAUAACUCUGGAUUGCACAGUCAGACAAGGAAGAAACAAAAUGAAAUUGUGGAAGAAUUCCGCAAAGGCAUGGUGAACAUAAUUGUUGCAACUUCAAUUCUUGAGGAAGGAUUAGAUGUUCAAUCAUGUAACUUGGUUAUUAGAUUUGAUCCUUCAGCAACAGUUUGUAGUUUCAUACAGUCUCGUGGACGUGCUAGAAUGCAGAAUUCAGAUUAUUUAUUGUUGGUGAAGAGCGGAGAUUUUUUUACACAUUCUCGACUGAAGAACUAUCUUGCUAGUGGAGAUAUAAUGAGAAAGGAAUCUUUAUGCCAUGCAUCCCAUGCAUGUUCUCCUCUUAGAAAUCACUUAUACGAUGAAGAGGUCUAUCGCGUUGCAAGCACUGGGGCUUGUGUGACUCUGAGUUCUAGUGUUGGUUUGAUACACUUCUAUUGCUGUCGUCUUCCGGCAGAUGGGUACUUUAAACCAACUCCAAGGUGUGUCAUAGACAAGGAAAAGGGGGUUUGCACCCUCUAUCUUCCGAAGAGUUGUCCUAUACAGACUGUUUGUGUCCAGGGAAAUAUUAAAACCCUAAAGCAAAAGGCAUGCUUUGAAGCGUGCAAGCAACUCCAUGAAAUUGGUGCUUUAACAGAUAACCUUGUUCCUGAUAUUGUUGCGGAAGAGGCUGAUGCAGGAGAAAUUGGGAGGGAACCUUACAAUGAUGAUCAACCGAUUUUCUUUCCACCUGAACUGGUGAAUCAGUGUGAACACGAGUACAUGAAAAAGUACUACUGCUACUUAAUUGAGUUGAAGCAGAACUUUGAUUAUGAGUUUCCUGUUCAUAACAUCAUGCUUCUUGUGAGGAGUCAGCUUGAAAUUGACAACAAAAGCAUGGGUUUUGAAUUAGAAGUUGAUAGGGGUUUUUUGACAGUUAACUUGAAAUAUGUUGGACUGAUACGUCUUGAUCCUAGCCAGGUUAUCUUGAGUAAAAGGUUUCAGAUUGCUGUUUUCAGAGUUCUUAUGGAUCAUAAAGUGGAAAAAUUAACAGAAGUGUUAGGCGACCCUAGGUCAGGGAAUAAUUCUGACAUUGAUUAUCUCCUCCUCCCAUCAACUUACUUGGGCCAGAAUCCUGUGAUUGAUUGGCCAUCAGUAUGUUCCGUCUUGUUUUCUUAUGAAAAUGUUUGGAAGGAUCAUGUAUGUAAUGCUGGUAUGAUACAGACCAAAAGUGGUCUUCUAUGUGCUUGCAUGAUUGAAAAUUCGUUGGUCUGUACUCCUCACAAUGAUCAUGCCUAUAUUGUCAAAGGUUUUUUAAAAAAUUUAACUGCAAAUUCACUUUUGAAGCUGAGGAAUGGAAGUGUAAUGACCUACAUGGAGUAUUAUGAACUUCGCCAUGGUAUCCAAUUACGUUUUAGUCAAGUAUCUUUUCUUGAUGCGCGACAUGUUUUCCCUGUGCACAAUUACCUUCACAGGUGCAAAAGACAGAAAGAGAAAGAAUCAAGUAAUGCAUUUGUAGAAUUGCCUCCUGAGCUUUGUGAUGUCAUUAUGUCUCCCAUAUCAAUUAGCACAUUUUAUUCUUUCACAUUUAUUCCAUCAAUCAUGUAUCGACUUGAGUCUUUGCUUCUGGCUACCAACUUGAAAAAGAUGCAACAGGAUCAUUGUGUGCAAAAUGUUACCAUUCCAACUAUGAAGGUUUUGGAGGCAAUUACCACCAAAAAGUGUCAAGAAAAUUUUCAUUUGGAAUCACUAGAGACUCUUGGCGACUCUUUCCUCAAGUAUGCUGUUUGCCAACAGCUAUUUAAAACACAUCAAAAUCAACAUGAAGGCCUUCUUAGUAUUCGGAAGGACAAAAUUAUUUCAAAUACAGCUCUUUGUAUGCUAGGAUGUGACAAGAAACUUCCGGGAUUUAUCCGUAAUGAGCCUUUUGACGUCAAAAGUUGGAUAAUUCCUGGUUAUAAUUCUGGAAGUUAUGCAUUAAAUGAAGAGACAUUGUGUAAUACAAGGAAAAUAUAUGUUAGUGGAAGAAGAAAGUUAAAGAAUAAGAAGGUUGCUGAUGUUGUUGAGGCACUGAUUGGUGCAUACCUUAGCGUGGGAGGUGAAGCAGCUGGAGUAUUAUUUUUGAAUUGGAUUGGUAUAAAUGUUGACUUUACAAAUAUACCAUAUCAAAGGCAAUUCAAAGUGCAUGCGGAGAAGCAUGUUAAUGUCCGGGUUUUAGAGUCCUUACUCAACUACUCAUUCCAAGAUCCUUCUCUGUUGGUGGAAGCACUAACACAUGGUUCUUACAUGCUUGCUGAAAUUCCAGAAUGUUAUCAGCGGAUGGAAUUUCUAGGGGACUCUGUUUUGGAUUAUCUUAUUACUCUGCAUCUUUACAGCAAAUAUCCCAGGAUGUCGCCAGGAUUGUUAACUGAUCUGCGUUCAGCAUCUGUGAACAAUGAUUGUUAUGCACUCUCAGCUGUGAAGGCUGGAUUGCAUAAGUACAUUCUCCAUGCUUCACAGAAGCUUCACAAGGAAAUAGCAGAAACUGUUGAAAGUUUUAAGGAAUUAUCAAUGAAAUAUACUUUCGGGUGGGAAUGUGAUAAGUCUUUCCCCAAGGUACUUGCUGAUAUAAUAGAGUCACUUGCUGGGGCUAUAUUUGUUGAUUCUGGGUAUGACAAGGAUGCAGUAUUCCGGAGUAUAAGGCCACUAUUGGAGCCCCUGAUUACUCCCGAAACUAUAAAGUUUCAUCCUGUGAAAGAGUUAAAUGAAUUGUGUCAGAAGGAGCAUUUUGAACAAAGACCAGCCACUGUAUCACACGACAAUGGUGUGACUUCCAUUACAACAGAGGUUGAAGCAAACGGCAUGGUAUUCAAGCACACAUCAUCAGCUUCUAAUAAGAAGAUGGCCAGAAAACUGGCUUGCAAAGAAGUUUUGAAGUCCCUAAAGGCAAGCCUUGGUGGACCCAAAUUUGUGUAGAUUUCGUCUGUCAAAGAAGACUUGAUGGAGUUUAUGUUCAUUGAUAUAUGCAUCUAUAUGACUAUUGCUUAAAUGAAAUUCGAACUUAAUUCUUUGACUAAUUGGUAAGUACACUAAGAAUUAGGUUCGAAUUUCUCUUUUCCGAAAACCGUAUUCAAUGAAAAGAACCUUUAAUUGGUCUUUUUAUUUGGAUUAA
This is a messenger RNA of Theobroma cacao (cacao), 4782 nucleotides long. RefSeq names its product dicer-like 2 (gene DCL2). Lineage: Eukaryota; Viridiplantae; Streptophyta; Magnoliopsida; Malvales; Malvaceae. Gene Ontology annotation, cellular component: cytoplasm; nucleus. Gene Ontology annotation, biological process: siRNA processing. Gene Ontology annotation, molecular function: protein binding; DNA binding; ribonuclease III activity. The record is from RefSeq and is a predicted model, not a curated record.